CCUCGAAAAGUUGCAUCCAAGAAAAACAACACUAUCUUAACGUCAACCUCUCUCUCUCUUUCACUUUGUUAUUGUGUGCCUCGAAGUUUCCCUGCUAUUGCGAAAUAUCAAUCAACAGUUUAUACACUUCGUAAACCAGUGUUCGAUCCGUUGUUCAUUUCGAGUUCACGAGAAAAAAUAAUGCUGGGCUGUCAGGAAAGCAUCGUGUCGAUCAGGCAGAGGAUUGUGUCCAUCGUUGUCAGCGCUCGUUUAAAUAAUUCGAACUUGCAUAGACUCAAAUAGUGUCUUGGGAUUACCUUUUUUUUUAUUAUUUGUACAAAAGUCUUUGUCGAAUAUCGUUUUUUUUAAGUGCUUCGUUUUAGCAUUGAUUUUCAUUCAUCGAUAGAUUUUGGCCUAUUGUUUUAUAGAAUUGUAUAUAUAAACAGCUGAUCAUUUUCAUUUGUUACACAAUUGAAACUAGAUCAAGUUAUUGUACAUAACACCUGUUAUACGUUAUAGUUUUAAAUAUAAAGAGUUAUUUGUGCUUUUAUUUUUGAAUAGUUCAAAGAUGAAGUCAUUAGAUUUACAAAAGUUUAAGCAACUGCAAAGUUCUCCUGGUUCCAUAAGGAACAUUUGUAUUUUGGCCCAUGUUGAUCAUGGCAAAACUACACUGGCAGACUCACUUUUAGCUAGCAAUGGAAUCAUUUCAAAUAAGCUUGCAGGCAAAUUGCGCUACCUUGACAGCCGUCCAGAUGAACAGCUUCGUGGUAUUACUAUGAAAUCCAGUCUCAUCACUCUGUAUCAUGCGUUUGAUAAUUCAGAAUACAUAGUAAAUCUCAUAGAUUCUCCAGGGCAUGUGGAUUUUGCAUCAGAAGUAUCGACUGCUGUUAGAUUGUGCGAUGGUGCUAUCAUUGUAAUAGAUGCAGUUGAAGGGGUUUGUCCUCAAACUCGUAGUGCUUUAUCAAUUGCUUAUAUUGAACAUUUAAAACCUGUUCUAGUCUUCAACAAAAUAGAUAGACUGAUAACUGAAAUGCAGCUCUCGCCACUGGAUGCUUAUCAUCAUCUCAAUCAAGUGUUGGAACAAGUGAAUGCUGUUAUGGGUGAAUUAUUUGCUACUGAUGUUAUGGAAAGAGAUGAAGAAGAAGAAAAAGAAGCAGCACCUGUUAAAACUGAGGAGGAUAAAAUUGAAAGAAAUUUAGCUGAUUGGCAGUCUGCUCUUGAAGAGAUUGAUGACUCUCAUUUGUACUUCUCGCCAGAACAGGGAAAUGUUCUAUUUGCCAGUGCUAUAGAUGGAUGGGGUUUUUCAGUUCAUGAUUUUGCUAAAAUAUUUGCUGCUAAAUUAGGAUUCAGUGAGAGAGUACUGUCAAAAACCUUGUGGGGCGAUUAUUACUUAAAUACUAAACUUAAGAGAAUAAUGAAAGGGGCUCAAGAAAAAGCUAAAAAGCCUUUAUUUGUGCAGCUCAUAUUGGAGAACAUCUGGACUUUGUAUGAGACAGUGGUGACUAGAAGAGAUAAAGAAAAAGUAGCAACAAUGGUAGAGAAAUUGAAUAUCAAGUUAACUACAAGAGAUUUAAGAAUUACAGAUUCAAAGGCUCAACUUCAUGCAAUUUGCAGUCAAUGGUUACCUUUAGCUAGAGCAUGUCUUAACAUGGUUGCACAGAAAGUUCCACCCCCAAAUAAUUUGCCUAGUGAAAAAGUCAAACGCCUCAUAAGUGGUAUUGAUGAAUUCUCAUCGAUGCCUGAAGAAACUCAGCAAUUGACUGAAGAUUUCUUGGCUUGUAAAGCUCACGAUGAUGCUCCAGUUAUAAUUUUUAUUUCAAAAAUGUUCCCUGUCGAUACCAAGUCAUUACCUGAAAAUAAACCCAAACCUCUUACUCAGGAAGAAUUAUUAUUGAGAAAAGAAAUGGCUCGUCAAAGACACGCAGAGAGAAUGGAAAAAGAAAAGCAAGACCAACAAGAUCAACAAGACCAACAAGAUCUCACAAAAAAUUUCAGCGAACUAACUUUGCAAACAACAGAAGUUCAACCAGAAGAAAAUAAAGAAGAGGAUUGUGAAAAUCAUUUGGUGGCUUUCGCUAGAGUAUAUUCAGGCACUGUUAAAGUUGGCAGCGAAUUGUACGUUCUAGGUCCUAAACAUGACCCUAAAACUGCUCUUGAAAGAGCAAAAGCUGGUGAAGUAAUAGAUCCUUCCUUGCAGCUAAAAGAUUUGAAAUCUGGAAUGCACAUAACAAAAGUUACUAUUUCAAAGCUGUACUUGCUAAUGGGCAGAGAAUUAGAGCCGAUCGAAGAAGUCCCCGCUGGAAAUGUCAUUGGUAUUGGAAAUCUUGAAGAGCAUGUUUUGAAAACUGCAACUUUAUCAUCCACCAUAGCUUGUCCAUCUUUCUCCGAAUUGACAUUGUUGGCAGUUCCAAUACUCAAAGUAGCAUUAGAGCCAAAACAUCCGAACGACUUACAGAAACUAAUCAACGGCUUGAAACUUUUGAAUCAAGCCGACGCCUGUGCCUUGGUCCACAUUCAAGAGACCGGCGAAAUAGUUUUGAAUACGGCGGGCGAGGUGCACCUGGAGAGAUGCCUGGAAGAUCUGAAGCUGAGAUACGCCAAAGUUGAAAUCAACGUGUCGGAGCCGAUAGUGUCGUUCAAAGAGACAAUCGUGCCGCCCCCGAAAGUCGACAUGGUUAACGAGGUGAUCGAGAAAAAGGCCGAGGAGGAGGCGAAACUCGAGACCUGGACCUGGAAUCGACUGUGCUAUUUCGAGAUCGACGCGAGACCGUUGCCGGAUGAAGUUACGAAACUAUUGGAAAAUAACACGGAACUCAUUAAGGAGCUCGACAAGCAGUGCUCGAAACUAUUCAAGGACAGAGAAGAAAAUCAUCAGGAAAAUGCAGAGCAGCAGUGCGCAAGGCUGACGGAUAAGCUGCAGAAGAGCUGGAACUCUUUGAAAGCGGAGCUCGCGACUGCUUUUAAAAAUGCGGGCGGCUGGGACGAGGACACCCUCGAACGCGUCUGCUGCUUCGGCCCGCGGAAAUGCGGCUCCAAUAUUUUCCUCAACGAAAGCGAUUUCAAGCGCAAGCCCUUCUGGGAAGCGCAGGAAAAAUCCGACGAUCCGCGCGACGCCUUUUACAACAGCAUGGUGAACGGCUUUCAACUGGCUACGCUGUCGGGGCCGCUGUGCGAGGAGCCGAUGACGGGAGUCUGCUUCGUUUUGAAAAAAUGGCACAUCGAUCCGGAAAUUUACAAAGACGACACGAUUUACCAGCAAUCCCAUCUCGGAGGUCAACUGUUGUCAUCGUUCAAUCAGGCUUGUCGAAAGGCUUUUAGCUCGCGCAGACCUCGCCUCGUCACUCCCAUGUACUCGUGCAGCGUCCUGGUGACUUCUGAUGUUUUGGGUAAACUGUACGCGGUAUUCGGCAGGCGGCAAGGUCGCGUCCUCGGCGCCGAUAGCGCUGGCUUCGGCGGCCAGUUUCGGGUGCUGGCCGUGCUGCCCGUCCCGGAGAGCUUUCAUCUGGCCAGCGAAUUGAGAACGCAAACUUCCGGCCUCGCGAGUCCGCAGCUUGUCUUCAGUCACUGGGAGGUAAUCGAGCAAGAUCCAUUUUGGGUGCCUUCGACCGAGGAGGAGUAUCUUCAUUUUGGAGUGAAGGCUGACAGCGGAAAUCGAGCCAAAAAGUACAUCGAUGCUGUUAGACGCAGGAAAGGACUUCCGGUCGAUUCCCAACUUGUCACACACGCCGAGAAGCAGCGCACUUUGUCGAAAAAUAAAUAAAGACAAGGCUCUUUAUUGCAUAUGUAAACGCGUAUUUUUCUCACCUUUUUUGGGAAAUAAAACUGAUACGCUGUAAUAAUAAAUGUUUUUUUUUUAAGUAUGCACUGAGCUGGCAUAC
Trichogramma pretiosum is the source of this 3857-nucleotide messenger RNA. RefSeq names its product elongation factor-like GTPase 1. Gene Ontology annotation, cellular component: ribonucleoprotein complex; cytosol. The transcript has 6 exons. Gene Ontology annotation, molecular function: GTPase activity; GTP binding; ribosome binding. Lineage: Eukaryota; Metazoa; Arthropoda; Insecta; Hymenoptera; Trichogrammatidae. Gene Ontology annotation, biological process: cytosolic ribosome assembly. The record is from RefSeq and is a predicted model, not a curated record. Bases 548 to 3739 code for a protein of 1063 amino acids.